UGCUCCGGUAGGGAACCCCCCAUCCGGAGCCCGAGCGAGCGACACAACACAAUGGUGUGCACCAGCAGAACACGAUCAUGAUGACAGUUUUCCGGUGUCUUCCCUUCACCGAAGAGCGGGGCUGAAGCGAGCGAGCUAGGGAAAAACUUGGGGGGAAAAGAUGAAUGCGUCUCGAGUGUUCGGUUUCAGUUGUGCACGAGACAUCGCCCGAGACCGGACCACAUUACCGCAGCCCUCGGAAACCCGUGGCCAAAGAGUGUGAUUCCUUGAGCAAAAAAAAAAAAAAACGACAGCAAGUGACGCGCUUAUCCCGAAACCCGAACUUCAACUUUACUUCCUUUUUCUGCCAAAGUUUGCUACAUUUUUGCUGUGAGUGAGUGCGUGCGUGCGAGUGUGUCUGGUGCAGUUGUCGUGCAGGGCGUAAUGAGAUACCGUGCGUGGGGUACAUUGUUGGCUAGCAUGGCCGUACUGCUGGUCAUGCUGGACCGGCCCGAUCGGAUUGCAGCCGACCUGAUGGGUGACAUCCAGCAGGGGUUGAAAACGACCGGCAAACUGUUCGGCAUCAACACGAUUGCCGAUGUGGCCGACCUGGUGGCGAAAGGGUUUGCGACGCGCCGCGGCGGCUCCCCGGAACCACCGCGCUCGCCGCAAGCUGCCGAGAGCGUCGGGGUCGCGGACGCACUGCUCACACAAGCACCGUCCAUGAUGACCAUCAUGAUGAAACUGCUCGGGCUGGAUGGUAGCCAGCUGGGCGCAAUGCUGGUCAACGGUAUCGUGUUCCUGGCGCACAUCAUUGGCACAAAUUUGGGAGCAUUUCGGACACCCACCCCGCUCGACACAUCCUCCCCGCUCCCACCGGAUCCACCAUUGACAGGUGAAUCACAACCGGCCGAAGCAAACGGCAGCCAAAAACCAAGCCCGAACCCACUGGAAUGGUUACUGCGCAACCCGUCGAAACGGUUCCGUGUGCUGUUGGAUCAGGUGCAGAACACCGAUCUGGCCGAACGGUUGGACCGCGAGCUGGACCAACUGGACCGGUACGCGCCCGAGGACACGGACUGCAUCCGGUUGCUCAUGUGUAAGGUGAAACCCUUCAUCUGGAAGAUGCAGAAUGUCGUCCGGGACCAGAUACUGGUAAAACCCGACGGUCGGCCACAGCAACCGGCGGGCGGUACAUCUAACCAGUCGCCCGGCGCCCCCAACGGGGAAGAGAUCCUAAAGGGCAUACACGAAAAUUUACCCACCGAAGAAGAGUUUCUCCGGCAGAGCAAGGUAUGCGAGGCACAAUUUCGUCACUGUCGACGGUUGCCUGAGUAGAGUAGCGAUUGCUUAGGAACCUUGAUGGCGGAAAAUGGAUGGUCUAGAGGAUAAUUUUGCCUGUUGAGUGGGCAGCACGUUACAUGUACCUUUUGAAAAUGCGUUAUGCGGAGCUGGUUCUGGUUGAGAGACAUCCAUGCACAAUGGGAGUAAUAAUGAUGACGGCCCGUUUUGCAAGCAAACGGUUACACCAGCUCGUAUUGCUUAGCUGCCCCAAAAAGGCUCAUUGUUAAGAGCGGAUAAACGUUGGAAAUGUGCAAUCAUUGUGUCGCUGAAGAUGAAUGGAGGUAAGCUAAGUUUGGUUUUUUUUUUUGAAAGAUGGGGGAGAAAUAAAGUACAAUAACUAUGUGUAAAACAUCA
This is a messenger RNA of Anopheles stephensi (Asian malaria mosquito), 1677 nucleotides long. RefSeq lists its product as uncharacterized. The coding region runs from base 424 to 1317 and encodes 297 amino acids. NCBI's taxonomy places the organism in Eukaryota, Metazoa, Arthropoda, Insecta, Diptera, Culicidae. The transcript has 2 exons. The record is from RefSeq and is a predicted model, not a curated record.